AUGUAUGUUGACGCCCGACUGGUCGAUUUGGAUAUGAACCCUUGGAUCCCAGCGUUAGGUGGGCUGAAAGAAACCAGUGGAGAGUUGAAGGCUUUCACUAGUCAGAACCUCAGUCCUGGAAGAGGUGCUGUGCUGUCUCUCGUUACUGUCCACCCUUCAGCUGUCACUGGAAUAAAACAGAUCAUGCCCCAAGCAUAUGGAGCCCCCGGUGUUAAUGUAGUGUCACACAUGGUCAUUGGCACUCCUCAGAGGCCCAGUGUUCCAGGUGGUAAUACACUGUUAACCAGCCCUCGAACCCCCAGCGCUCAGUUCCUUACCCCUCAGACGCAGCCACGAGAGUCCUCACCAUGGUCCACUGGACGAGGUAGGAAAGGGGACAAGAAUGGAAAAGGAUUGAGGCAUUUCUCAAUGAAGGUGUGCGAGAAGGUUCAGAAGAAAGGCGUCACCUCCUACAACGAGGUAGCAGACGAGCUGGUGGCUGAACUGAGCUCUGGAGACAACAUCUCCCCUAACGAGGCUCACGUAUACGAUCAGAAGAACAUCAGGAGGCGGGUUUAUGAUGCACUGAAUGUCCUGAUGGCGAUGAACAUCAUCUCCAAGGACAAGAAGGAGAUCAAAUGGAUUGGCUUUCCAACCAAUUCUGCUCAGGAGUGCAAGGACCUGGAGGCUGAACGUCAGAGACGCCUGGAGAGAAUUAAGCAGAAGCAGUCUCAGCUUCAAGAGCUCAUACUGCAGCAAAUAGCCUUUAAAAGGCUGGUGCAGAGGAACCGAGAGGCCGAGCAGAGGAACCACAGACCUCCUAUCAACACAAUCAUCCAACUCCCGUUCAUCAUAGUGAACACCAGCAAGAAGACCGUCAUCGACUGCAGCAUCUCUAAUGAUAAGUUCGAGUACCUGUUUAACUUUGACAACAUGUUCGAGAUUCACGAUGACAUCGAGGUGCUGAAGCGAAUGGGCAUGGCCUUCGGACUCGAGGCGGGCAGGUGUACCCCGGAGGAUCUGAAGCUCGCCCGGACCCUCGUACCUAAAGCUCUGGAACCCUACGUGACCGACAUGGCACAGGGACUCCUCAGACAGACGACCGAGAGCUUCUCUCACACUAACAAUAAUAACGUCGGCACGGUGGCGUCGGGUUCCAACAGCUACCACAGCAGCGCUCGUGACACACCGGCGUCCUUCCUGGAGGACGAGGAGGAAGAGGAUGAAGAUGACGAGGACUUCGAUGAGAAUGAUAAUGAAGAUUAACGUCUCUCCCGUGCCCGUUCUCUCAGCCUGCAGCGUGGUAGUGUGAACUGAGCGUGCUCGUCUUGCUUUAGGCGAGGUCUGUGUGGUGACUUUCGUAUGCGAAACCUUUCGGUCCUCUGAGCAAAGUGAAGCUGCUGUGUUAGGAAGCGCAGUGGUGCUUGGGUGAGGUACAGUUUUUAUCCAACGAUUCUUUUAAACAACCCAUGUGUGUGGGUGACAUGCUGAUAUUCUUUCAAAAAGGAUUAACAAGCUAAACCAGGAUCAGUCUAAAAGCAUCAGCUGUUAACACAUGGUUCACGUCAUCCUAAUAUGUGUAGUGUCACACUUUUACAGUGGAAAUUUCUCAUACACCGAUCAGCCAU
Trichomycterus rosablanca is the source of this 1607-nucleotide messenger RNA. It is a transcript of the gene tfdp1b, whose product is annotated as transcription factor Dp-1, b. The transcript is spliced from 11 exons. Gene Ontology annotation, cellular component: transcription regulator complex; nucleus. Gene Ontology annotation, biological process: regulation of transcription by RNA polymerase II; regulation of cell cycle. Bases 1 to 1245 code for a protein of 414 amino acids. NCBI's taxonomy places the organism in Eukaryota, Metazoa, Chordata, Actinopteri, Siluriformes, Trichomycteridae. The record is from RefSeq and is a predicted model, not a curated record. Gene Ontology annotation, molecular function: RNA polymerase II transcription regulatory region sequence-specific DNA binding; DNA-binding transcription factor activity, RNA polymerase II-specific.